This is a messenger RNA of Tigriopus californicus, 1948 nucleotides long. RefSeq names its product linear primary-alkylsulfatase-like. Gene Ontology annotation, molecular function: protein dimerization activity; linear primary-alkylsulfatase activity. Bases 124 to 1887 code for a protein of 587 amino acids. The record is from RefSeq and is a predicted model, not a curated record. The transcript is spliced from 4 exons. Lineage: Eukaryota; Metazoa; Arthropoda; Copepoda; Harpacticoida; Harpacticidae. Gene Ontology annotation, biological process: dodecyl sulfate metabolic process.
AAGCGUUGUUGACCUCAGGAUAAAAUAUACUCUCUGCGAUGAGUUGACUCAUGAGCGUGGCUUAUCUCUGUUAUCAUUAGCCUCAUAGAUUCUGAAGAAAAUUCUUAAAGAAAAUAAUUUGACAUGUGGGAAGCAUUUCUUUUGGUUUCCACGGCCUUGGGUGGCAUUUUUGUGUUAGUCUUCUUGUACUUGAUUGGAACCAAGCAAUACCGAUUCAGCCCGAAAGUUACAUUUACUGCAAGACAUGUCCCAGUGCAUCCGGAACUGAAAAAUCACUCCAAGACAUUCCAAAAGGAGAUUAUACCAAUUGCUGAAAACGUUCAUGUGGCCAUUGGUUUUGGUCUGGCCAAUUCCAUUCUAAUUGAAGGCACUGAUUGUUGCAUAAUCAUUGACACAUUAGAAUGCGACGAGGCUGCCGAAGAGGUCAGGGAGGCGUUCAGAGCCAUCACCAAGAAGCCAAUCAAGGCUGUUAUUAUCACCCAUUUCCAUCCGGAUCAUGCCUAUGGCAUAGGAUGUUUUUUGGACGAUAAUCCUGACGUGAUUGCUCAUGAGACUACCCGCAAGUUUCUCGAGCAAGUGGCGAAUAUCCGAUCUCUUAUUACCUACAGCCGUGGGAUGAAACAAUUUGGAAGUCUCUUAGGUGAAGGCAUGCAUGAAAACUCUGGUAUUGGAGGGAAGUUGAGGUUCGGACCAUCAAAUGGAUUCAAACUUUUUAAUCCUACCGUUACGGUGAGCAAGCAAUUGGAAGUAACUUAUGGAGGCAUCACUCUGGAAAUCAUUCACGCUCCUGGAGAGACAGAAGACCAGCUCAUGAUUUGGUGGCCCGAAAAGAAGAUCCUGUUUCCGGCGGACAAUAUCUACACAGCCUUUCCCAACAUCUACGCUAUUAGAGGCACCAUGGCCAGAGACCCUUUGCUGUGGAUAUCCGCUUUGGACAAAAUGUUGAGUCUACAACCCGAAAUUUUAAUACCUCAACACACACGGCCACUCUCUGGAAAAGCCGAGAUUAAAUCCACUAUAACUGCAUAUCGGGAUGGAAUUCAAUUUAUCCAUGACCAGGCUUUGAAGUGGAUGAACCAAGGAUGUAAUGAAAUAGAGACCGCUCAGAAGGUUGCAGAGUGUUUCCCGAAUGCCCUUAAGUCUCAUCCCUACCUCAAGGAGUUCUAUGGAACCAUAAAAUGGGGUACACGGGGCAUUUUUCAUCACUAUUUGGGAUGGUUUGGAGGGCAACCUUCAUCAUUACAUAAACUCUCUACGUUGAAGAGGUCACAAAACAUAGUAAAGGUCGUUGGAAAUGAAAAUGCUUUGUUUGAGAAAGCUCUCAUCGCUAUGAAAACCAAGCAUUAUCAAUUUGCACUCGAAAUUUGCGAUGUCCUUUUGGAGUCAGGCUGGACUUGGAUGAACAAAGUUAGGGCGAUAAAAAUCGAAAGCCUCUGUCAACUGGCAGAGUUGGCGAUAUCCGCCAACGCCCGAAAUUGGUAUCUCACAACCAUAUUGGAACUAGAGGGCAUGGAGAUCAAACCGCAAGCUCCUCAAAUCAAGGCACAGAUAACUGGUCUCAAAAAAAUGGAGGACUUCUUCAGAUUUCUCGUUGUCCGCGUCAACCCAGAGAAAUUGGAUGAGGGAGAGUUCUUAGCCCGCUUUUGUUUCACUGACACCGAUGAGGACAUUUUCGUUCAGCUAAAGCAUGGAUGUGCAACCUUGAGAACGGGUACAGAUUUCAACGAAGGCUGUGACCUAACCGUCAAGACCACAUCCGACGUGUGGAAGUCGGUUGCAUGCCGGGAGGUUAACCCCAUAACAGCUUGGAUGGGUGGAGGAUUGUCCAUCCAACCCCACCCAUUCAAACUGAGUACGUUUAUGAGCUAUUUUGAUGUCGCUCAGUGAGCAAACUGACUUGUUUAGCGCCAAACAGGUUUGGAAAUAAAUACUACAGGGUGAUUACAAA